AAAUGGUAAUGCUGAUACGCUUAGGUAAAUAAGUGGGCAAGUGGAUCGAUUCUAAGACUUCUUCAUUCAUCUGCAAAUGCAGAUGCAUAACUGUUAGAGUGUUAGAUGUCAACUUUCCACAUGAUUGAUGAACCAUCAGCUCAGGAAUGGCUAUAGAAUAUAUAUACGCUAAUCAAAGAACUACGAUAAAAGAAGCCAAGAUUUUCACUUCAUUAAGUUGGUCUUUGUCAAAGGAAUCUAUAGAGAUUCUAUGCUACCCACCGUUAAAUUGUUUUUCCUUUGGUAUUUUCGUAAUUUACUUGAUUAAAUGCAUUGGAUCAUUAGGCGUUCUCCAUCGAAAAAGAGAGAAAAACUAGUUUACAGAAUCCAGAUAGUGGCGCAGGAAGCCGAAGCCGGUACACACGAAAAUUUUAACGUCGAAGGUAAGCCACAUUUUCAACCGAAAAAUACAAAAACUGUAGAAAAAAAAAAGAACACAAUGAACUGAGGAGAGACACCUGCUGUCCAAGCCGUUAGCAGUUAGCAGUUAGCUACCGCCACACAAUGGACCCAAGUCGAAGUCGAAGUCGAAGUGGAGGUAUCGAGGUAUCUGGUAUGCAACCUGUAGAUAUGCGCUUUAUAAUUGCAUGAACCGCUGCGCCAACUGACCCACUUUAACACCACACUAUACUAUGCCAUAGGACCCCACAGUCCCACAAUAAUGAAGCUUGUCGGCUUCUGUGGGCCCCCAAAAUAGAAAAAUUAAACAAGGUAAAUUAGUUUUAAACAAAUGUAAGCCCGCAUAGGCAAUAAUUUAUGCAAUGGCUUGAAGUCUUUGAACUUUUCGAAAAACCCAACAAGCUUUGCUUGUUUAUCUCGGCACCUAAAAACAAAAAUUUAAAAUUCAAUCUCUAAAAGUUCAGCUUUUCAGAAUGGAUACGCUGCGCCAGAAGAUUUCGGAGCUGUUUAAUAAUGCCAUACCCACAAUGGAUGAAGUUGUACAAAGUCCUAAACAUUUGGAGAAUCCAGAAGCAGUUGAAAUCUUAGCAAAUGAAGAAAAGGAAACACCGAAUCAGGAAACUGGGAAACUUGAAACCACAGAACCCAUAACCUCUGGCGAUAUUCCGGUGCCCGAUACAAAGUUGCAAAAUUUCAAAACUACAAACUAUGAACUGGAAUUUGUUGACUUUGUGGAUAGGAAUGCUCCCAAGGGUUUAUCGAAAAAGUUAAUGGAAAUGUUGCCCUACUUAAAGAUCAGCUUUUUGUCUUGGCCAGCAUUUUGGUUUUGGCGUGGCUACAAUUGGCAGUCUAAACGCAAAACCGAGAGGAUUGGUCUCUAUAUUCAAAGGACCUAUCAGCAAGCCAAACUAAUGCAGCUGGCCAUCCUAGCCACUGGCUUAUUGACAGUAUCAAUGGGACAACCUGCAGGUUUGCCCAUUCAUCUGCAUAAAAUGCAAAACAAUACGACUAAAGAACAUGAUAUUGACGACUUAGAUUAGCAUUUACAGCAGCUUGAAGCAGAAAAUCCAAGGAUCUACAAAAAAGGAAAGAAAUGAAACAUACGAAGAAAAGAUCAACAAGCCACCUCAAACGCAAAAUAUUGGCGAGCAAAUACAACUACUGCUGCAUUCCAAAUCCU
Molecule: messenger RNA, 1618 nt
Organism: Drosophila gunungcola (fruit fly)
Lineage: Eukaryota; Metazoa; Arthropoda; Insecta; Diptera; Drosophilidae
Exons: 3
Coding region: 912-1478 (188 amino acids)
Source: RefSeq, a predicted model, not a curated record